AUGGCUUCGCGACCUACCUCUCCUGCUCUCUUCGGCCGGCCCUUCCUCUUUUCGUCAGACGAGUCUCGCAGGACCAGCAAACAGCAGGACGCAGGCCCCCGCUCUCGCACUUCCUCCCUUCCUCCCACUUCUCCUGUUACUGCUGCUCAUUCAGACCCAUUCACUGCGCAUCCCAGUGGAUCAUCUUCCUUCGUUACCUAUGAUAACGAGCCUCCAGCCCUCGUAUCAUCUUCUCUCACGUCCUCCGCAUCGUCUACAACUUCCAGCUCUCCGAAUGGUGGCGCGCAUCCCACGCUAGCAUCCUUGCCGAAGCGCGCCCGCGGGAGCCUUCUGUUCGCAGCUUCAUCGCUCUCGUUCUCUCGCCCGUCCCUCAAAUCCAAGGUCCGCCCUCCCAGCAUGUCUCGUAAGCAGUCGACGGGCGCCGCAGCCAUGCCGUUCAUGUACUCUGAGGUUAUCGAAAUCGCUGCAGCCCCUCCUAGAGAUGACGAGGACGCCGAGCGUGAACGUCUUCGCGAUGCCGCUGCCCAGUCAAUAGGAUUGGAUCCUGUGCUACUUGAGGAGCGUAGCUUUUCCCUUGAUGAGGAAGCCGAGGACACGGAACUUGCCAGCGCGAGUCAGCAUCAUGAACAUACGCGCGCCGCUACGCCGGCGGCAAGCAUCUCUCCGUUGUCACUUGCGCUGAUUCUGCCACCAUUUCCGGCGACGCGCGCCUCGCUCGAGCCGUUUGUCACGAUGACUGCGCGCGUCCCAAAGCACUACUCACCGCCCUCGUACUCGCUCCUGAAACUCACCUUUGCUCGGCAGUGGAAGACGCGCGCAUUGCUACUCACGGUUGCCAUACAUCCCCCAUCGCCAACACAACCGCAUGGGACUGGACACGGUCCUACCGCUUGUCUCCACGUCUUCAAAAACCCCAAUCCCACACAGGAUGAUCGUGAGCUCGAGAGGCUUCCGAUUGGCGCUGACAGUCAUGUGUUCGUUGCCGAGGAGGAUGUUGCAGGUCGCCGUGGCGUGGUCAAGGUAGGAAGCGCCGGUGGCGAGCAGAUGGUGCUGCACAUGGUCGAUGUAGUGGAGGCGCAGGCAUGGAUUGCGGCCGUCAAGCAAGCGGUGCUUAGCCAGAGAUCUGUGCGCGCAGGCCUUGGUGUAGUGUCCCCCAGCUCGAGUGCCGUUGAGCCCCGGGGUGACCUUGACGUGAUGCUCUCUAUGCGUGCACAAGGCAUGCUUACGUCUCCGUCCCCGACAUCGUCUUCGUCUCCACCCGAGGUUGAUAGCUCCAACGCGUCGCAGCGCUCUGUUUCCGUCUCGCGUUCACCGAGCGGCCCAGUAUCAGCAUUGCGUGGGCUAUUCACAGGCGCAGGCACUCGUCCGCGUUCACCCUCCACUGUGUCAACAACAAACCCACGAAGCUCUGACGACACCGACGACGCCGAGGAUUCGUUUGGGCGGGCGGGCACGAACCUAUUGAGUAUGCUGCGCUCGAACAGCAUCACGGGCGAGCGCUCGGCGUCUCCUGCCACACCUACCACGAGUGGCUUUUCAAGAACGCCGCCGCUCACGUCCUCCACUCCUUCCACGCCGCGACAGACGGAUGCGCCUCUACUGGACCGUAAGAUUCUUCAGGACGACCAGAUCGCGAUUGUCGAGGCUCAGAGCCACAGCAAUCCGCCGAUCUUUGCGAACGGUAUGGACGUUGGCACGCUUUUCAGGGGGAAGCAUGCUUCUGCGACAUUACGUGCGUCGGCAGGAAGCCCAUCUCUGAACCCCCCACCACGUCGCAGGGCAUGGACUUCGAGCGGCGGCGCCCCGACAGGCCCGCGCGCCCGCCCUGAGAGCGCAUACACAUAUACACACGCAAAUGGGAGUACAGCCGAUAGCUUUGGGCUGCGGCAGACGAACAGCAGUAUUAUUGGGAGUGGCGCGGGCAGCAUGUUCCUGAACGCGACCCCGCCCGGGGCGUCGGAGGGUGGUCGCCCACGCACGUCGUUCUCUUCCAUGUCAUCAUACGCAUCAGGGGAGCCGCGCACGUCCGCGGACAUCGGGCGGUCAAACUCCAAGCGGUGGUCACGCCAGAGUACGCUAGCGCAGCGGCUUACCCCGCCAGAUAGCGCGCUUCCUGAGGUGCCAAAUAGUCCGCCGGGCUCGCCGGGCAGUGGAAGCAGCUUUCGCUCGUCGAUGCGCCAUCCUUACGCCGCGGAGGGCAGCAGCAGCCCCAGCGCAGGUGCGCCGACGCGUCCCGCGUCCGUGCAAGGCAGCCCGCAGAGCUUCAUGUUGAAUUUGCGUGACUACUCGAAGCGCGCGUCAAGCUCAUCGGCGCGCAGCGUAAGCAGUGCCAGCACGAGCCACUCGCGCGCGACGAAUGGGAAUUCAAUAAACGGCGGCGGUAGCAGCUUCCUCGGGCAUCGCCCUCGGUCGUCGCAUCGCACGUCGAUGCCCCCGCCGCAGCGGCCUGCGCCACUCUCUGCGCUUCCUCCGACACCGCCGCCAGCCACUGCCGACGACACAGCGUUUUCGACGCGACCGAAGACGCCAAGUUCGGCGCCCCCGAUCAAGACGUCCUUCCGCGAGUCGUUUUCGCUACGUCCGAACCGUCUGUCACUAUCCCCUCCGAGCCUCCCGCCGUCGACGGGCCUGCCGCCUCGCCCGGAUGAGACGCCCACCUCGAGUUUUGGGUCUACCUCGAUCUCAUUUCGCAGUCACCGGCGCAACUCGAGUACUGGGAAUGGCGCUGUGUCGCUUACGCCCAUUCCUGCGUCCCCCACGCCGCUCAACUCACCUUAUCCGCCUCCGAGCGGACCAUUACCGCCAACCCCCGAGGUGCAGUUGCUGCCGCCGCCCACCUCGCGUGCCGCGUCCAUAAAAGUGCGCCUGCGCCUGAAAAGUGCGCCCGCGCAGCCGCCACAGGCGGACAUUCCGCCGCACCCUUCCCCUGUACCCUCUACGAUCAACCCAUACUCGGUUCCGUCGACUCCUAUAGGGGAGCCUAUAAUCUGUGUACAAAAUGACCCGAGUUUCCUCUUCACGGCGCCUUCGACGCCGCCGCCGCUAUCCCGCAGUAUCAUCAGAGCGGCGUCACCAGCCUCGUCGUUGGAAGGGGUGACGUCGUUGUCGCCGCCUCCACGGCGAGGAUCGCGGAGGGUCUCCACGCAACAGGCAGGAGACGACGCGCGCGACAGCGCGGAAUCUCGGCCGCCUACGAGCGACGCCGCUGGCCCGGAAGUCGACUCACGUCGUUUAUCGAUUACGCUUUCGCCUCCCACAUCGGCUGUUUCUUUGGUUCAAGUGUAG
This is a messenger RNA of Postia placenta MAD-698-R-SB12, 3285 nucleotides long. RefSeq lists its product as hypothetical. The transcript is spliced from 2 exons. NCBI's taxonomy places the organism in Eukaryota, Fungi, Basidiomycota, Agaricomycetes, Polyporales, Adustoporiaceae. The record is from RefSeq and is a predicted model, not a curated record. Bases 1 to 3285 code for a protein of 1094 amino acids.